Molecule: messenger RNA, 2216 nt
Organism: Carcharodon carcharias (great white shark)
Lineage: Eukaryota; Metazoa; Chordata; Chondrichthyes; Lamniformes; Lamnidae
Product: septin-5-like
Exons: 12
Coding region: 32-1498 (488 amino acids)
Biological process (GO): cytoskeleton-dependent cytokinesis; regulation of exocytosis
Cellular component (GO): septin ring; synaptic vesicle; microtubule cytoskeleton
Molecular function (GO): molecular adaptor activity; GTP binding; GTPase activity
Source: RefSeq, a predicted model, not a curated record
UAUUGAUUUAUUGCAGAGACUGACUUGGAAUAUGGCUUGUUAUACAGAUAUGCUUGGAGUUGUAGAGCUUGCUCACUUUUUGAAGGAAGACUCGGAUGAUUCUGAAGUAGAAUGGAUAAUGAAAGAGUCUGCCAUUGAGAGAGAUCCUUUACGUCCUGCCCAGACGAAUGCUCCAAUAAAUAUAACAUGCCAUGAAAAAAUAGAAUGCAUAACACCGCUGGGAACGCCAGAACAGUUGAGUUCGGCAGGAACAUCAAAUGUAGCAAAAGAGCAGAACUGGAAGCAGACACUCAAAGGGCAGCAGGGCGAUAGUCUUCUCGUGGCUGUUGAAUCGAUGCCACUUAAUUGUGCGUCCAGGGCAAGGAGCCCAUGGGGAAAGCUGGAUCCAUAUGAUUCAUCUGAGGACCAGGAGAAAGAGUAUGUCGGAUUUGCAACAUUACCCAGCCAGGUUCAUCGCAAGUCAGUCAAGAAAGGGUUUGAUUUCACACUACUGGUGGCAGGAGAAUCAGGCCUUGGGAAAUCAACUCUGGUUAACAGCCUUUUCCUCACAGACCUGUACAAGGACAAGAAGUUCCUCAAUACAGAAGAGAGGAUCACCCAGACUGUUGAUAUCACCAAACAUUCAGUGGAAAUUGAGGAGAAGGGAGUUCGACUUCGGCUCACAAUUGUGGACACACCAGGAUUUGGUGAUGCCAUCAAUAACCAAGAAUGCUGGAAACCUGUUGCAGAUUACAUAGACCAGCAGUUUGAGCAGUACUUCCGUGACGAGAGUGGCCUGAACAGGAAAAACAUUAUGGACAACCGAAUUCACUGCUGCCUUUACUUCAUUUCUCCUUUUGGCCAUGGGUUACGGCCAUUGGAUGUGGAAUUUAUGAAAGCUGUGCAUGACAAGGUGAACAUUGUGCCACUGCUUGCCAAGGCCGACACACUGACUCCUGCAGAGGUUUCCAAAAUGAAAUCAAAGAUCCGUGAGGAAAUCAAAUUCUAUGGGAUCAAAAUCUAUCAGUUCCCGGAAUGUGACUCCGAUGAGGAUGAAGAAUUUAAACGGCAAGAUCAGGAAUUGAAGGACAGUAUCCCAUUCACUGUGAUCGGUAGCAACACUGUGGUUGAAGCCAAAGGAAGGAGAAUUCGGGGGCGACUGUAUCCCUGGGGUAUUGUAGAAGUGGAGAAUCCAGUGCACUGUGACUUUGUGAGGUUACGAAACAUGUUGAUCCGAACACAUAUGCAGGACCUGAAAGAUGUGACACGUGAUGUGCAUUAUGAAAAUUACCGAGCACAAUGCAUCCAGAGCAUGACCAGGAUGGUGGUGAAAGAACGAAAUAGGAACAAACUAACGAGGGACAGUGGCACAGAUUUCCCAAUUCCCAUUAUAUCAGGAUUGACGGAUAACGAGACGGAGAAAAUAAUUCGGGAGAAGGAUGAGGAGUUGCGGCGGAUGCAAGAAAUGCUGCAGAAGAUUAAGCAACAAAUGCACGACCAGAAUCCUGAAGGAUUGUAGUACUUGGUGCUUGCCGCAUUCUUCAGGGAUUUGAGAUGUUUACAGUCUUUCCCCUGCCUGAGAGCAUGGAUCCUAGUCACGAAGAUCCGGGGCUUGGAGAUCAGCCCGUAUGAAUCAACUUCAGAAUUCAACAUCACACCUUUCACUGGGAAUAAAUGCAUCCAUUUUAUUAGUCCCACUAAUUUAAAGCACUUAACAUAGUAGGAACAAAACCUAGAAUUCAUAAAUGCAAUAAAUGUUGGGUGUUGUCCAUAAAUUGGAAUUAUUACGAGAUUUAAGAAUCCCAUUUUGCUUUGCUGAGACUAGACUUUCUCUUUCUUUUCCCAGAUUUAUGUAGCUAUUAUCUAUCCUGCUGGAUUAAGUGUUCUUACUCCUAUUACAUUGCUAGAGUUUCCCAGUUUCAGUUAGACUGAUAAAUGGCACCAGCCAAGACACUUGCAGUCAAUGCUUAUGACACCAAUAGAACCUACGAUUUCCAAACAUUUGUGACAACACAAGUUUUUUACUCACUGCUUUCAAAUUCCAACUGAGUCCUGAGGUAGCAUCACACCAGGAAAGUUAAAUCUCAUCUUCACAUCUUUUUCAGGGUUUGUGGAUUUUAGCUUUAUUAAAAAAGUCUGAAGCACCAAGGAAACUGCAGAUUUAAUGAGAAUGAAAAAGGCCUAAAAAUAGAAAUGGAGAAAAACACUGGAAAAUUAGAUGCAAACAUGCCGACAAU